Vanessa atalanta (red admiral) is the source of this 1607-nucleotide messenger RNA. Its product is annotated as histidine-rich protein PFHRP-II-like. NCBI's taxonomy places the organism in Eukaryota, Metazoa, Arthropoda, Insecta, Lepidoptera, Nymphalidae. The coding region runs from base 13 to 1443 and encodes 476 amino acids. The transcript is spliced from 4 exons. Gene Ontology annotation, cellular component: extracellular matrix. The record is from RefSeq and is a predicted model, not a curated record.
UACAAAGCAAUCAUGUUCACCAAAGUACUCUCUUUGAGCGCCGUGUUGGCGGUGGCCACAGCUGGACUCUUAGCUGAGCCUCACUACUCCUCGGCUGCUGCUGUCUCAUCACAAAGCAUUGUGCGUCACGAUCAGCCCCACACUGUGGCUGCUAAAAUCGUGGCUGCCGCUCCUGUAGCCUACCACGCUGCACCUGUUGCAUACCAUACUUCCCCCGUGGCCUACCAGUCUUCACCCGUGCACUACUCUUCCGCCGCCGCUGUAUCUUCACAAAGCAUUCAACGUCAUGAUCAACCUCAUGCCACCGUUGCCCACUACGCUGCCGCACCUGUGGCUCAUUACGCUGCCACACCCAUCGCCCACUACACUGCGGCUCCCGUUGCCUACCAUACUUCUCCCGUGGCCUACCAGUCUUCACCCGUGCACUACUCUUCCGCCGCUGCUGUAUCUUCACAAAGCAUUCAACGUCAUGAUCAACCUCAUGCCACCGUUGCCCACUACGCUGCCACACCUGUGGCUCAUUACGCUACCGCACCCGUCGCCCACUACGCUGCGGCUCCCGUUGCACAUUACGCUGCUGCCCCUGUUGCUCACUAUGCUGCUCCCGCACACAGAAUCGUAUCUGCUCAUGAGGAGGAAUACGCUCACCCCAAAUACGACUUCUCAUACUCCGUAGCUGAUGGUCACACCGGCGACAACAAGUCUCAACACGAAAGCCGCGACGGCGAUGCCGUGCACGGCGAGUACUCUCUGCUCGAAGCUGACGGCUCUGUGCGCACAGUUCACUACACUGCUGACGCACACAACGGUUUCAAUGCCGUGGUCAGCAACUCCGCCCCCGCUAAACACGCUGCUCUUGCACCAGCGCAAAGCAUUGUGCGUCACGACCAGCCCCACGCUGUAGCUGCUGCUCCUGUAGCUUACCACGCUGCACCCGUUGCAUACCACGCUGCACCUGUUGCAUACCAUACUUCUCCCGUGGCCUACCAGUCUUCACCCGUGCACUACUCUUCCGCCGCCGCUGUAUCUUCACAAAGCAUUCAACGUCAUGAUCAACCUCAUGCCACCGUUGCCCACUACGCUGCUGCACCCGUCGCCCACUACGCUGCGGCACCCGUUGCCCAUUACGCUGCUGCCCCCGUUGCUCACUAUGCUGCUCCCGCACACAGAAUCGUAUCUGCUCAUGAGGAGGAAUACGCUCACCCCAAAUAUGACUUCUCAUACUCCGUAGCUGAUGGUCACACCGGUGACAACAAGUCGCAACACGAGAGCCGCGACGGUGAUGCCGUGCACGGCGAGUACUCUCUGCUCGAAGCUGACGGCUCUGUGCGCACAGUUCAGUACACCGCUGAUGCACACAACGGUUUCAAUGCCGUGGUCAGCAACUCCGCCCCCGCUAAACACGCCGCUCUUGCUCCAGCGCAUAUCCUCGCACACCAUUGAUUUAGUCAUUAAUUAAUUAUUUAUUAUUUAUGUGUCGUUUCAAGUUACCAGUGAUUUUAAUAUAGCAAUGCCAAUUGAAUAUUUUGUUUAUUUAAAUAUGAAUUGACCCUUUUUACGCCUACAUUUAAAAAAAUUAUUAGCGACAAUUAUUCUUAAUCUUAUCG